AUGAACAAUGUGACGUUCACUCAGUACUGGGACGAUGGCUCGGGGCCUCGUACCGACAGAACGAUUGGCGAUGAAGUGGGUAUCGCAGUGUGCAACUACGUCGAAGAAGACGAGUUGUAUCCGUAUCACGUUACUGAGCGUGUGCGUCAAGAUAUUACGUUUCACGUCAUGGUUGCUAAAUAUCCGCGGCGUCGGCCAAAUCUGUCUGCAACUGCUGGCUCUCCAAAUAGUGAGUGUGGGUCCUCUGCUAGCUAUGAAACACAAGAGGACGUGGUGGUGGCAACGAGGUGGACAUGUCUGCGCCUUCGGAAGCCUCCGUUCCCGCUGGACGAUGACAUUGCUGCGCAUAUCCGAGACGGAAUGGAGCAAGUGGGUCAGUCGAUGUUCACUGCAAUUCGCCACUCGGUCAGUGGUCGACUAAUGACUAGAAAAGGAAUGUAGCGACUAGCAGCACGUGUAUACAGUAAGAGACCGGAAGAAAGAAAAAAAAGUUAAGACAGCAAGUUUGAG
Molecule: messenger RNA, 510 nt
Organism: Phytophthora nicotianae INRA-310
Lineage: Eukaryota; Oomycota; Peronosporomycetes; Peronosporales; Peronosporaceae
Exons: 1
Coding region: 1-441 (146 amino acids)
Source: RefSeq, a predicted model, not a curated record